Messenger RNA from Sorghum bicolor (sorghum), 869 nucleotides. RefSeq names its product TLC domain-containing protein At5g14285. The transcript has a single exon. Gene Ontology annotation, cellular component: membrane. Bases 153 to 869 code for a protein of 238 amino acids. NCBI's taxonomy places the organism in Eukaryota, Viridiplantae, Streptophyta, Magnoliopsida, Poales, Poaceae. The record is from RefSeq and is a predicted model, not a curated record.
ACUACAGCCGUGGCAGUGCAGAGGCAAAGCCAUCCAUCUCCUCAACAUCGCCGCUCCAAGGCCCUACCCCUCGCCCUCGAUCCAGUACCCACGUCUCAGCGCGACCGAUUCUCCUCGAUCCAGCGCUGAUCUAGUGGCUUCCUAGCCUAGCCAUGGAUUUCAUGGCGUCCUUGGCCGCCGAGAAGCGGUGGCUAUUCCCGAAAUUCUUCGCCAUGUAUGCCACCAUCUAUUGUGUCGGGCAGCUCGUCAUGUUCCGGCAGUGGGCGUCGCGACAACACCUAGAUAGCGCCAGCUGCCUCAUCUCGCUCUUCCAUGGCACCCCCGCCGCGUUGGCCGCUGCGGAGGCCAGCCUCACACUGCCCGUAGGAGCCCGCUCCUUCACCGCGCCCAACGCACGCCCGCAGGACCAUGUCCUCGACCACAGCAUCGCCUACUUCGCCGUGGACCUGCUCCACUACCUUGUCUUCCUACCCAGAGAUGUCCUCAUCAUCGGGCACCACCUUGCCACGCUAUUUGUCUUCCUCACCUGCCGAUACCUCGUCCGCCACGGCGCCUACCCACUACUAGUCCUCCUCUUUCUCGCCGAGGUCACCAGCUUGCUGCAGAACGUAUGGACGCUCACUGGGAUCUUGCGAGACCAAUCCCCCACCGCCGCGCGUGUCUACGAUGUCGUCUCGCUUCCCUUCUACACGCUCUACAUGCUCGCCAGGGGCGUUGCCGGCCCGCUCUUCCUCCUCAAGAUGGCUGCCUUCUACCUAUCUGGCCAGGCCGUCGACGUCAUCCCGUGGUGGGUGCGGAUCUCCUGGAUCCUCGUUGUCGGCAUCGGCAUUGUGAUUAGCAACCUGUGGAUUUGGAACCUGUUGAUCUAA